GCUAACGUUAGCCCGCUACCUUAAAGCGACACCGACGAGGUUAUUUUAGGUUGGUGGCCGAGGAAAAACGGAAUAUAAGCUUUUGACGCUACACCACCUGUGCCUGGGCUUUGGCAGGGAGCAGAAAGCGCCGUGCCAUUCCCCGUCCUCCUCUCAUGUCCCUCCCCCGUGUGUCCUGGCCCGUCGGUGUCCCCUUGUCGCCCCCACUCUGUUUCCGUCUGUGCCCCCCUCUUCCACCCUGCGUCUUCCUACCCCUCAUGCACAGGACGUCGCUGCCUCUGCGCCAGCUCAAUGACUGCCUGGAUUGUCCUGCCUGUCAGCCUGGCUGCCUUCUCCAUCACUGGAAUAUGGAUAGUAUACGCCAUGGCUGUGAUGAACCACCAUGUGUGUCCUGUGGAAAACUGGUCCUACAACGUGACGUGUUCAGAAGAGACGGCCAAACCAGGCUUCCCCAAAACGUGCUGCACCAUUCAGGACAUCCCGCUCAUCAGUAAAUGUGGCUCCUUCCCACCAGAGAGUUGCCUGUUCAGCCUCAUCGGGAACGUGGGAGCCUUCAUGGUGGUGAUGGUGUGUCUUUUGCGUUAUGCUCAGAUUAUCGAGCACAAUCAUCACUGUUGGACCAACACCAGCGGCCUGGUGUCAGGCUUCAGUAACGCAGUGGGUCUGGUCAUGGUGGGAAACUUCCAGGUGGACCACGCUAAGACCCUUCACUACGUGGGAGCGGGUGUGGCGUUUCCUGCUGGUAUGGUGUUCGUGUGCCUGCAGUGUGUGUUGACCUACCGGGUGGCCGUCACUGCCCUCGACUACUGGAUGGCCCAUGUUCGGGUUGCUCUCGCUGCUGGAUCCCUGGUGUCUCUCGUCCUCAGUGGCAUCUUCUUUAUCCACGAAAGCUUCGUCCUGCAGCACGCCGCGGCCAUCUGCGAGUGGGUCUUCACUGUGGUCAUCCUUGUCUUCUACGGAACUUUCACCUACGAGUUUGGCACCGUCACCAGCGAGACCAUGAUGGCCGGCCUCCAGAGAAACCUCCCCCACGGGUCCAGCGUCAUGCUCAGGGGUGGGUCUGGAGGCCUCGGGGGAGGAGCUUCAAAGGGUCUGAAGUCACCCGGAGGGAGCAGCACCUCAACACAUUUAAAUUGCACACCAGAGAGCAUAGCUAUGCUUUAGAAUCACAAAGACUGCCUGAAAAGUUGCUGAGUGACAAGACAAACCCACAGAGGAUGAAAAAGCAGUGUUUACUGUUUCCGGUAUCCGAGUAGACCUGCAUUGCACGGGUUGGUGUACCGAUCUUACACUCAGAAUCCAGUUUUUGGCCCUGGGUUUUGUAAUCACUGGUAGUUACUUUGUGUUACAGAACAGGGAUUCUCAACUCCAUUCUUGGGUACCCUCUGCUCUGGUCUCAGUUUUCUCUCCUCCAGUAUACCUGAUCCAGCACAUGAAGGAGUCAAUACUUGGUAGCUAUUCAGCAUUUUUUGUUUUGAGUACCAGUAAUUACAAAAUCCGAGACCAGAAACUAGAUUCGGGGUCCAGAGUUGAAUACUUGAGAAUACCUGUGGGAUGGUGGUUGCACAGUCCUGAUCUCGUAACGAGAAUACACGUCUUGGGACAAUCUGUUAAACUUUUGGUGCUGGAUCACGGUGCUAACAAGGGUACCACCCCUCCAAACACCGCCCAACAAUUCUUGUAUUCCAUGCUCUGGAGUUCAAUUGAUUACAUAAGUAAAACAGUCUAGCUAGCAAAUCAGUAUUGUGAGUUAACAGAGGUAGUGUAUUUUUUAAGACAUGUCAAAUGAUGUUUUGCCGUGGGCUACAUCCAUGGGCUAACAACAGUCUUGUUGUCCAUUGGACGGUGUUGUUGAGCACACCAUCAACUCUUACCCUUCUUGGGUGUUGCAUAUUAGGUUGGUUUAGUAGUUUCACUGUUUGUUCCUACCCUAAUAACUCUAUGUUCCCUCCCACAUUUAGCCCAAAAGUUCUCAUGCCUGUCCCUAAACGUUCUCAUUACAAGAUCACUUCUGGCUCCACAAGACUGAUGUUUGCAUUGCUCUAGGUGAGUUAUGAUUUAGAAGGGAAACCACUAUUGCAGCGCAGGGGUAACCCAGGACUACAGUGCAUAUGUUGGCCUAACUUGAGGCGGGUAAGUCAACAACCACCCUUUUCACAAAAUAGUUUGGCGAUCAAUUAAAUUUACGCAGUUGCCCCACCUUACCUUGAAUGUAAUCAAUCAGCCAGGAUUCACUCACAAAUGGACUUCCAUGUGUGGUUUCUGACGCUGUGUGAUGCUGUUAUCUAUAAACAUGGACAAAAGUCUAGUCUUCAUGACCAUGGUUGCCGUUUUUAGCCAUGCUAGCAUAUGUUUGUCCAACACAAUGUUAGAUGUCUUAGCUGUUUGAUUACAUUUGAGCUAAAGGGAAAAUUUCGUAAAUCUUUUUACACUAAACUAUUUUUUCACUACUGCUAUCUGCAGUUGCAUUUGUUCCGUCAGGUCAUUUCCACUUGGUCCAGGUUUGACUUCUCCACUGGUGUAAUAGAGAGGUAUGAUAUUCGGGCCAAAACGAAAACAAUAGGUCAUUUCAUUCGGGAUCAGGAAGCUUUUGGUCAAGAUAGCUUAGCUUUGGCGAGUUUUUCGAUGCACAUAGUUUGUGAGGUUUGUUUGUUGCUGCCUGGAUUGUAGAAACCGAAGGAAUGGUGAGGGGGGUUGUUAUGGUAAAAGGGGCGGUCCUUCGUUCUGCUGGAGUUUGUUACUGUUUGCCCCUUACUGUUAGACAAUGAAGUAUUUGCACGCUACACGAUGAAUGAAUUAGAAAUUAAGCAUUUUUAGUGUUUUGUUUUAUGGAUCUACAGAGAGUAUAUUCUGAAUGUGUGAGUAGCGCUCAGCUGUAUUUAAGGAUGUUACUGUAUUAGUAUGACUUGUGCACACGUAUGAAUUUGGCGAAACAAUCUAAGAAUAAGAUAGAAUGGGUUGCGUGAAACUGAGGAAAAACGUGUCUUGAUACUAAUCUUGCACAUCUUUUCCUUUGGAAUCAUGGAUAACCAUUUUGUUUUGGUUAUCAUUGUUAACCAUUGUUUUUCCACAGCGAAUUAUUAACAUGCCUAUCUUUAUAUCAAUAUAUAUAUUUAAUUCCCUAUGCUAUAGGUCAUGAUACACAUUAUUCACAGGCGUCCAUAUCUUUCCAUGUCAGUGAUUUUAUUUAUUUUUUUAACCCGUGAGGCUUCAGCAGUUACAUCCACCAUAAAGUGACUGCUGAUCUUUCCUUGGUUUUAGGCUGGAUUUGCAUGGUGCAUCUUCCAUGUAACUUGCGUGAAACUUGCUUGAAACUGAAUUUCACUUUGAUUGCAUAAAGUAAAAGCCUCAUGUAACUCCUUUGAAACUUGUUUGAAACUCAACUGCAACAGUUGGAAAUGUUUUAAGCUUCAUGAAAAAAGCCAACAGCAAAGCUGAGAAUGUGUCACAUUAACAGAUAUCAUUUCAAGAGACUGAGUUUUAUUGAUACAUUAUGGAUGGUAAAAUGAAAUAGAGGUUUGGUUAUUUAUAAAUAAAUGUUGUAUGCUUGUUGAUAACCACUUAGCUUAACUAGCUCGGUAGCUAGCCAGCAAGCUAACACCUACCUUAAUUCUACUUGGUUAAACGAUUUGUUUAGACAUCAGUAAAUUAAUUUGAACACAUGUAAUUGGGCUUGAAUUCGAUAUUUCCCCAAAUUAUUUGUAUUCCAUUUCGCAUGUGACUCAGACUCACUCGACCAAUCACUGUUGUUUCUGAUGCUGGAAUGGCAUCAACUAGGGCUGAAUAAUUUGAGGAAAAUAGUUUAAACUGUUUAAACUGUUAAUAUUUCUAUAAUUUAAGGUUCAGGCCUGUUUAUUUUUGCCAAGAAGGACAGAAUAUCCAUCUUUUCUGGCUUGAGGCUUGACCUGUAGUAUGCCAGUAAUGUUGUUGUGAUGUUUGGUUGCUUCUGAUUGGUCUAAUUUAUCUACUGGCAAUUCACUAGCUCUAUGUCAUUAGGUUAAAUUGCCCACUCAAAAUUUCAGACUUCAUUUAUGAUCAUGUAGGCUAUAAUUAAAAAAUGACAGCUCUUUCUGGAAAAUGAUACUUUUUAAAUUGCGAUUUCAAUAUAAAAACAAUUCGUUCAACUUUGGCGACAAUCGAGAUGACAAAUCAGCUGUCUUCAUCAAAUAGGACUGUAUCCAAAACCACGUACUACACAUGCUACAUUGCUGGUGUAGUUUUUUUUGACAUAUUUAUUGAGUCUGGUCAUAUUUGAGUUUGGAAUUUUUUGCAACAUUAGCCCCCUGUGUGGAUCUGUUUAGCUAGGUUUUUAGUUUUUGAAAAAGUGAUAUGAAAGAUUUAUUUCAUAUAGUGAUAGAAAGACACAAUGUAAAAUAAAUUUCGCAUAUUUUAUACAGCCAGAAAGCUACGCUACUAGCUACUAGGCUAAUGUUUCCCAUAUAGAAACUAGUUUCCUGUAACUGUUUCACGUAACUUCACGCAAAGUGUGGCUUGGUAUGAAAAGUUUCACCGUAUAAAGCCAGCCUUAAAUUCAUGCAAAGUUACGUUUUUAAGCCAACGUUACAUUUUUGACUGAUGGCCAGUUCUUGUUUUUCGUACAUUUGUAUUCUGUUGCCAUGGUCCACCAAAGCAAUUCUGCUUAUUACAUUUUGUAUUGCAAUGACUAUGGCUUAGGAUAGUGCUGUCAAUGUGUAGUAGGAGGACACAGUAACUAGAUAAACCUGAAUGCCAUUCUGGAAAAUGGUGCCAAGGCGCUGUAGUGGUGAUCUUUAAACAGAUUUAUGAACUUGAGAAUUGUACUGGUGUCUAGGCUGGUUCCUGGGAAACCAUGUAUGAAAGGUCCGAGAGAGCUGCCGGGGGCCUUAAUCUUCUGUUACUGCUGUUUCAGUGAGUUAGCAUUUGUAUUGGAGUGUUGAAGCUAACGUCAAUCUGCCUGUAAAGUGGGGUCACUCAUACACUGCCCAUCAAGUUUGAAGACACCUUGGCUUCUUCUGAAAUUCUACGUUUGUUUGUUUUCAGUUACACAAGAAAAAAGUUUUGUUAGCCAAAGCAGGUAUAUGCUAAUGCUAAUUAUCUUUAAGAACCAUGAGCUUCCUUGGUAUGAAGAGUAGGUUUUGCCUGAAUAGUGAUUUUUAAAAAAAAUUUUUUUUAAAAUGAAAAAUAGGCCAAAAGCACACUUUUGGUGGUGAGAUGACAACAGAAUGAGUGGCCUUUAGUUUUAUUCACAAGCACGGUUGGCUCUGCUAAACAAAAUAGCAACAGCUUUUGAUGUAAUCUGUUAAAUGAUUGAAAACAGACAAAGAACCCGUGCUUAUUUGUGUUAAGAGCAUUUCAAAGCAAGGCUUCCUCAGACAUUUGAUGGGUAUUGCAUGCACCCCAGUGGUUCUUACAUUCACGCUUUGUUUUGGAGGUUUGGUCUGUUAUUUGUAGUUGAGUAUUUAACUGCACCCUCUAGCGUCUUCUACCAAACAUCACUGCGAUAAGUUCCAGCCCAACAAGGAUUGCGCUGUUUUGCUCCCCAAAGCCUUUGACCUUUGACAGAGGUUAGGCUUCAUUACACGCUUCGUUGUCCCAAAUGGCUUGUUUACAUUCUGUGCUAAAAAAUGUGAGUAUUUGAAUAUGUAUUUACCACCAAACCAGGCCAAAUCUGGCCUUAACGGCUGAUGGUACAUUUGAUCAAAUUCAAAAACUGUAAAUUGUUACUCCGCACUGUAUAGACUUAGACACCACUGGACAUUCAAAAUAUGGGUGGGCAAUAUGACUUUGAUGUCACAAUACUUUUUGGUACUUUUCACUUUCAGAGAAAUCAUAGAUACAUCGUCGUGUUGAUUCAACAAUAGUGGCCAAAAAUGUGGCUUACAUUAAUAUUGUUGUGUUUUGAUUUUCAGUUUAGUAGUGCAUUUCAUUAUUUCAUUCAUUCUCCUGAUUGAAUGCACUAGCAGCAAGCUAACAUACUACCAACAAAGUAGUAGCAAUACGAUACAACAUAAUGCAUCGUGUUUUGGGUUCCGAUACUCAUUUUUUAUAUUAAUUUUCAUUAAUAAUUUUUUUUUUGUACAAUCAUUUUUUAAUGAAAUUUUACAUGCACUGCACAGCACUACCUCCAAUUAGACAGAACUAGUUGUCAGGAAUCAAAUUCCAUAGCAAAUUCCAUAUCGACCAUCCCUAAUUCAAACCAAAUAUUUAGACAGUAGCUACCACAAACUUUUUUGAUUUUUUUAAUGCUUUUCCACCAGAGUGCAAUACAGCACAGUGCACUAACAGAUCUGUGAUCACACAUUUUGUCGUUAUUUCCAUUGCGAGAACCCAUUAGGCUUAUUCAUCAUUGAUAUAGAAACCUUACUUUGCAUUUAAUGCAGUUUUUCACAAGAUUUAUAGGUUGUAAACAUGCAGUUUAUAAAACCUACAGAAAAAACUACCAAACCAUAGCAAGAACAGCCCAAAUAUAAUAAGGACAAAACACACCAAGAGCUACUGAUCCAUACAAAGAAUCAACUGAACCAUGCCACGAGCUACCGAAAGAUGGCAAGAACUCCCGAACCACACCAAGAACUUCUGAAAGAUGGCAAGAACAAGCGAACUACACCAAGAACAAUCAUACUAUACAAAGAAUCAACCAAACCACACCAAGAAGCACCGAACCUUAGCAAGACCAGCUGAACUACACCAAAACCUUCCGAAGCAUACAGUCAACCAAACUGCAUCAAGAUCAACCGAACUACAUCAUGGACAGCUCAACCAUAGCAACAGUUGCCGAACCACAGCAAGCGCAACCAUAGAAUCAACCAAACCACACCAAGAACAGCAAACCCACACCAACAACUACCAAACCGUAGCAAAAAAAAAAGCUGUUCUUCAUCAACAACUACCGAAGCAUAUUAAGAAUCAACUGAACCUCACCAAGAACUGAACUAUACAAAGAAUCAACCAAACUAUAGCAGCAACAGUGGAAGCUUACCAAGAACUACCGAACCAUACAAUCAAUCAACUGACUGGACAAGAACAGCAAGAAUAACCAAA
This is a messenger RNA of Pygocentrus nattereri (red-bellied piranha), 7020 nucleotides long. It is a transcript of the gene tmem150aa, whose product is annotated as transmembrane protein 150Aa. The coding region runs from base 292 to 1164 and encodes 290 amino acids. Gene Ontology annotation, biological process: protein localization to plasma membrane. The record is from RefSeq and is a predicted model, not a curated record. The transcript has 8 exons. NCBI's taxonomy places the organism in Eukaryota, Metazoa, Chordata, Actinopteri, Characiformes, Serrasalmidae.